GUCCCCCGCGGGCCGAGGCAUCCAUUCACCCACCCCCUAUUUAUACAGGUCGCCGUCCUCCCCGUGAUGCUCCACCCGAGCCACCCAGCCAUCAAACCCCAGAAGCUUUCCCUCCCCAUCCGCCGAGUGUUGCCCUCAGCAGCAAGCGGACCAGAGAGAUGGGGUCCCGCUACGAGGUGGAGGUGACGGUGGGCUCGGCCCGGGACCUCAAGAACGUCAACUGGCGCCACGGCGACCUCCGGCCCUACGCCGUCGCCUGGGUCGACUCCGGCGCCCGCUGCUCCACCCGCGUCGACCUCGACGGCGGCGAGAGCCCCGCCUGGGACGAGAAGGUCCUCGUCCCGCUCCCGCCGGCCUCCCGCCUCGACGACGCCGUGCUCCACGUCGACGUCGUCCACGCCAACGCCGACGAGGGCGUCAAGCCGCUCGUCGGCUCCGCGCGCCUCCCGCUCCGCGACGUCCUCGACGAGGCCGGCCUCGGCGGCAAGGCCGCGCGGACCCUCCGCCUCAAGCGGCCCUCGGGGCGGCCCCAGGGCCGCCUCGACGUCCGCGUCGCCGUCAAGGAGCCCGCCAGGUACUACGACCCCUACCCGGCGCCCGGGGGCUACGCGCAGACGGGCACACGCGACCCCUACGGCCCCGGCGCCGGCGGGUACUACGGUGGCUCCGCCGGCGCCGGCGCCGGCUACGGCGGGGGCUACGGCCCGGGCGCCGCGUACGGCUCGGCCGGCUACGGCGCCGCGCAGCCUUACGCCGCGGCGCCGCCCGCGGGGUACCCUGCGGCCUACGGCUCCGCGCCGCCGCCCCCGCAGCCGGCGUACGGCGCUCCCUCGGCUGCCUACGACGCCGCGGCACCCGCGUACGGCGCUGCGCCUGCCGCCGUCGCUGCCGACGGCAAGAAGAAGGACAGCAAGAUGGGGAUGGGGACAGGGCUGGCCGUGGGCGCGGCCGCGGGCGUGCUCGGCGGGCUCGCGCUGGCCGGCGGGGCGAGCUACCUGGAGAACAAGUUGGAGGAGCGCGUGGCGGAGAGGGUGGAGGACAACCUGGAGAGGGAGGACUCGUACGGCGGCGGCUACGGGGGCGGCUACGACGACUUCGGCGGCGACGACGACUACUGAUCGGAUCGGAUCGGUCCCGAUCAUCUGGCCGGCGGCUAUGCUUACCAUCCAUCUUAGUUUCCUAGAAAUGUCUGGAUCGGCAAAAACAAACCUUGUCCUUGCAUUUUCUUUCCUCCGUUCUGUUCUUCCAUGUUGGCAUUGUUGUUCUGUUAUUUGAGACUUGAGAUUAUUCUCCGUGUUGAGCUUGAGCACCGAAAGCGAAAUGAAUCAUUCGGCCGCGCGUGAUCAGAGCGUAGCUGGAAAUCUUUCUGGACUCA
Messenger RNA from Panicum virgatum (switchgrass), 1375 nucleotides. Its product is annotated as protein SRC2 homolog. Bases 159 to 1118 code for a protein of 319 amino acids. NCBI's taxonomy places the organism in Eukaryota, Viridiplantae, Streptophyta, Magnoliopsida, Poales, Poaceae. The transcript has a single exon. Gene Ontology annotation, biological process: defense response. The record is from RefSeq and is a predicted model, not a curated record.